AUGUCUUCCGUCAAAUCUGUGGGUGGCUUCAGUGCUGUACCCAUCGCCUACUCCAGCUCGACACAUUAUCUUUACUUGCGAAAGAAUACAACCUCUAAAGCAAAACGGACGGACGAACUGCCCGAUGGACGUACACUUUUCCUCGUGAACGUGCCCGUCGAUGCAACUGAACGCGAGAUCGUGCUUUUCUUCAAGCCUUGCGGAACCGUGGAACGCGUCGUUUUCAACCAGGACUCGCCUGAGGAGCAAUUAAUAGCGGAGAGCGACUCGGAGGGGGAUGGGGAUGGGGACGAGAUGGAUGACGUCCAGGAAGGAGAGGAGCUGGAAGAGGACGAGGAGGAGGGACCCAGUGAAAAACGUCGCAAACGACGGCGGUUCAACAAGGAUUCGGCCGCCCCACCAUCUGUUGUUUCCCUUCCUUCCCCUUCCUUACGCAUCCUUCGCCGAACAGGCGGUACUGCCCAUGUCGUCUUCCUUGACCCCCCUUCACUCGACCGUCUCACCUCGACCUCAAAACCUCGCCCGUGGCCACGCUCUGAAGAGCCGUCGGGCCUAGCACACUACCGUGCCUUGUACACCUCCCUUCGUCCACCACUCGAUGCUGUCAGAACUCAUGCUGACAGCUUUAUGACACUCUUCGAGUACAAUCUCGCCAAGGCGAAGCAAAAGUCGAAAUACCGCAAGGGAGAGGCGAUUGUCGACGAAGACGGGUUCACGCUGGUCACCCGCGGCGGCGCAUACGGAACAACUCUGGGAGGUGGCGUUGGCGUUGCGAGCAAGCAAUUCGAGAAGGAAGGGCGUACGGCCAGUCGGAAGAAGAAGGAGCCAAAGGAGAAGGUGGCGUUCUACGCGUUCCAAAAGGCGGAAAAGCAGCGCAAAGCUAUCAUGGACUUGAAGAAGAACUUCGAGCAGGAUAAGGCUCGAAUAGCGAAGCUCAGGGAGUCUCGCAAGUUCAAGCCCUACUAG
Coniophora puteana RWD-64-598 SS2 is the source of this 966-nucleotide messenger RNA. RefSeq lists its product as uncharacterized. The record is from RefSeq and is a predicted model, not a curated record. Gene Ontology annotation, molecular function: nucleic acid binding. The transcript has 2 exons. Gene Ontology annotation, cellular component: UTP-C complex; CURI complex. Gene Ontology annotation, biological process: ribosomal small subunit assembly; rRNA processing. The coding region runs from base 1 to 966 and encodes 321 amino acids. Lineage: Eukaryota; Fungi; Basidiomycota; Agaricomycetes; Boletales; Coniophoraceae.